Molecule: messenger RNA, 1074 nt
Organism: Styela clava
Lineage: Eukaryota; Metazoa; Chordata; Ascidiacea; Stolidobranchia; Styelidae
Source: RefSeq, a predicted model, not a curated record
CUUCAACUGGCGUUGGCUUUAGUGCAAACUUAUCUAUUUCGGAACCUACCAGGAUACAAAAAGACAUGAAAGAAAUAGUUCUUGUGAUAUUGUAUGCAUUUCUUGAAAAUUGUGCUAGUAAAGGAUGGAUGCAUAAGAGGCUACCAGAUAUUCAAGGGAAUGUUACAUACAACGACUUCAGUAUUACUGAUCACCAUACAAAUAACCCCACUCACGUCGGACAUGUACUUUUUAUCUACAUAACAAGGGUUUCUAUGCACAUCACUGCAGAGACAACUUGUACAGCGGAACUGAAACUUUCAAAAAUGGAAUCCAUCUGUUUGACCCCGGAAGUGAGAUGCAUAUUCUACCAGCCGAUUGGAUGUAACUUCGACUAUGUGGCAGAUUUCGAUGGCUUCGAAUGCGACAAAUACGCGUGGUUCGUUUUACCAGAAUUGCCAUUGUCUCCUCUCAAAAUAGGGGACAGGAGCGACGGCGAAAAAAUUGUUCAACUUCAGUACAAGUAUUUCGAAUGCCCGACAGAAAAUUCAUCGAUAGUGACCGAUGUAUCGACCAUCACAAAUCCUGAUCCCAUGACACCUUCUCACGAUCCCACGACACCUUCUCACGAUCCCACGACACCUUCUCACGAUCCCACGACACUUUUUCAAAAAUUGUCGACAAAUGGAGAAAUUGUAAAAACGGACAGCGAGACGCAGAUGUGCCAAGGCAAAAUCGAAAUGACUGUAGGACUUUUGAUCGCCUUAGCCUUACUUGUCGUAUCUUGGGUGGUGUUCGGAGUCGUAUUUAUGCGAAACCGGUCGAAGGUCACCUCGCGCAACCCGGAUGUCGGAAGAACUGGGGCGGAAGAAUCAAAUACUCGGGAAAUCUUGGUAAAUGCCAUAUAUGGAGACAACUUCGGUAGAAUGGGAGACGAUUCGCAGCCGAGUAGCUCGAAUGCUGUCUAUAGCGUGGUCAAUAAGAGACGACAGACAGUUAGCACGCCACCUCGCUAAUUUAGUCACAGGGUCGGCCUCAACCACUGCUAAGCACUUUCUUAAGUCCCGUGGUAUGUGUAACAGGUUAGGGUCAGGC